Molecule: messenger RNA, 462 nt
Organism: Pistacia vera
Lineage: Eukaryota; Viridiplantae; Streptophyta; Magnoliopsida; Sapindales; Anacardiaceae
Exons: 3
Coding region: 31-462 (143 amino acids)
Cellular component (GO): cytoplasm
Source: RefSeq, a predicted model, not a curated record
ACCAAACGGAGCCUUAUUAUCUGAACUCUUAUGCAGUUGCAAGAUGCGGGAUGCUGGACCGAUGCUGCAACAUUAGCUGCCACACAUUUGAAGGGAUCUGACUAUGCAAGGGUUUUGCAGAGGUGGGCCGAUCAUGUCCUUCACGUUGAACACAAUAUCUGGAGGGCUCUUAUUUUGUAUGUCGCAGCUGGUGCAUUGCAGGAGGCAUUGGCAGCACUUCGUGAGACACAACAACCUUACACAGCUGCUAUGUUUGUACUUGCUUGUCGUGAAAUUUAUACAGAAAUUACCACCAAUUUAGAAAAUUCAGAUGAUGAAUCUGGGUCAUCAAGCAGCAAUAUGUCGGUCAAUUUACCAGGGUUAAUCCAGAAAUCGGAUUUAUUGCAGUCGGUGAAAUACUUGGACAAUACCAAAGAACAUUGGUGCACCUGUGCCAUGGACUCUCACCAUAUUAAUGACUGA